AUCAUGUGGAUUUAACAGAUAAUCGUAAUCUGUUAUCAGCACUUGAUCUAAUCCCCGAUGAUAUAUUGAUUGAAUUGCUUAAAGAAGAUCGGCCUAGUAUAUGGGGUGAUCCUGUUACCAAUAAUAAUAAUAAUAACAGUGGAAGUGUUAAUGCCGUCAAUUCAACUUUAUCAGCUCCUUAUCCCUGUUAUACAGAAUCGCCUUACCUACCACCACAGACACCGUUGGCGGCAACAACACCGAACAAUGAGGAGGAGGAGGGAGAUUCUGUUUGUUUCAAUUAUGAUGGUUAUUAUAACAACACAUCAAGUCUUCAUGAUUCCAGUGAAUGGAUUGAUUUCAAUCUAACCGGUUCAAUUUCUCCAUUGAAUGAAUCCUCUAUAUCAUUUGAUGAUAAUCUUCAUAAUCAUAAUAACAAUAAUAAUAAUAAAGAGGAUGCCGUAUUACUAUCAUCCUAUGAUUCGUCUAGUUGGAUACCAUCGAAUCUUGUCCAUCAUACAUGGUCAUCUGCUAUUGCUAAUGAAAAAUCAUCAGCUAAUUCAAUGAUUGACAAUUAUAAUAAUGAUGAUGCCAGUAAUGCCUCUCAUUAUCAUCUUAUUCGACGUCAUUUCAAUUGUCCACAUCGUGUUAUCUCUGAUCUGACGGCUGCACUUAUCCUACCAGAUGUUGAACGUCGUUUGAAAGCUGCUAUAGCAGUAACACGAACUAGCAAGUCAAGUAGUAUUCCAUCGAAUUCAUCAACUGUCUAUUCAUCGGUAAGUUCACAAAAUUCAUCAUCACGUAAUACUGUUGCUUCCGGUGCUGGCACUGCUUUUGGUUCAAUACAGCAACAACAACGAUCACAACAGUCGUCGUGUUGUUCAGGAAAACGUAGACGUAAUGCUUCUGAAUCACCUCCACUUGUUGUAUCGACUUAUGAUGAAGCGACACCACCACCACCACCAGCAGCUAGUUUAAAUAUUGAUUUAUGCCGAUCAUCAGAUUAUUGGAGAUGGAGUAUGCACGAUAAUCAAAUUAUGUCAUCAUCAGCAAAUUCAAUAAAACAGCACCAACAUAAUCUGAAGACAAUUAUACGAGUGAGCAAUGGAGAAGAAGAAAAGGUAGCAGAAGAAGCACACUUUCUGACAACUCCUCAAUUAAAUCCAAACACUUCCAAUUCAUCAAAAGUGGCUGGCAUUCAUACGAAUAACAAUAAUAAUACUAAUACUAAUGACAGUAAUACGAUGUGUUUAACCACUACUGACGACGACGAAUCAACAUUUGACAACAGCAGAAGCUUUAACAAUCCAAUCAAGAUUGCCGUUGGUCAAGAACAACAUCAACACCAGCAGCAGCAAAAGUUACCAAUUAAUAAUGCCAGUAACACUAGAAGUCAUAGUAAUCAUAGACGACUUCCUUCACUGUCUCAAUCGUCGAUUGAACCACGUAAACGUUUAAAAAAGUAUCAAAAAGCCAGUACAUUAACUUGUCAAGUUUAUUUUGCUCCUUAUACUACCGCUACUAAUACUAGUAGUGGUCGUAUUAAUAAUUCCACAGAGAGAUAUGUUAUCCCUAGACCGGUAUUACCUCGACGUCAUUCAAUGGCAUCGUAUAAUAAUAAUAAUCAUAAUAAUAGUAAUAAUAAUAAUAAUUUUAUUCGUUCUGACUGUUUUACGCAUUUACCUCAUUGA
This is a messenger RNA of Trichobilharzia szidati, 1670 nucleotides long. Lineage: Eukaryota; Metazoa; Platyhelminthes; Trematoda; Strigeidida; Schistosomatidae. The record is from the annotation of a GenBank genome assembly.